AAGAGGUUUGGCCUUAUCAUGACAUCCACUUCCGUUCACGUGAUGGUGGUAGGUGACGCCGCGGUCGGCAAAACAACACUGUUACAUUGUUACGCCAGUAAGGGCUUCACCAAUCCCUACAUAGUUCCGGUUUUUGAUGAAUAUCCAAUAGAAGUGCAUUCGAAGGAGGCCGGCGAGAAGCUGAUCAACCUCUAUCUCACCGAUGCCCGCGCACUUGACCGUCAUCAGACACUGCGUUUGCACUCCUACCGCCGACGGGACAUCUUCCUGAUCUGUUUCUCCAUAGCCGACAAGAAGAGCCUACGGAGCGCAAAAAACGUCUGGUUUAAAGAGAUUAAGCAACACAUGCCGGGAACGCCGGUCAUCCUAGUGGGCACAAAAAGUGACCUCCGAAAAGCAACCGGUGGUGGCCAAACUCAGCUGCGCCUGGUGCCUACCAGGAAGGCUAAGGAAAAGGCCAAGUUCAUGGGGGCAGAAGCCUACAUUGAGUGUUCUGGUUGGUUACUCUUCCGAUUUGAUGAUUGCUUUUUUUUAAAAUCUCGCCUAGCAUACACUCAGUCCAAUGUAGAAAGCCUCUUUCAGCUGGCGGUCGAUGUUGUCCUGGCAAAGAAGGAAGCCGAGAAGGCGGCCGAGGAGAAGGCGUCCGAGGAGAAGCCGAAAAGGAAAUGGAGCUGUGUUUAG
Molecule: messenger RNA, 681 nt
Organism: Dibothriocephalus latus
Lineage: Eukaryota; Metazoa; Platyhelminthes; Cestoda; Diphyllobothriidea; Diphyllobothriidae
Source: the annotation of a GenBank genome assembly